This is a messenger RNA of Bombyx mandarina (wild silkworm), 1473 nucleotides long. RefSeq lists its product as uncharacterized. Lineage: Eukaryota; Metazoa; Arthropoda; Insecta; Lepidoptera; Bombycidae. The record is from RefSeq and is a predicted model, not a curated record.
CUCGCCACGCCAAUUCUGACACCUUGAUUUUGUCUCACAGUUUACCACAGACAUACGCCACAUCUCAGGGAAAGACAAUGUUGUUGCCGACACAUUAUCCCGAAUCGAAGAGAUCGUGCAACCCAUUGACCUUGAGCAAGUAGCAAAGGCUCAGCAAGGAGACAACGAGGUAAAAGACCUUUUGGAAGAUAACUCUUCCCUUUGCCUCAGAAAGGUGAAGCUACCUGGGUCACGCACAGAAUUAUACUGUGAUGUGGGUGAGACAGUACAGAGACCGUUCAUUCCGAAGCAGUUUCGACGACAAGUCUUUCAGAGUCUACACUCACUCAGUCACCCUGGCGCCAAUGUGACGGCGAAACUAGUUUCUGAGCGAUACGUGUGGCCUGGAGUUCGAAAAGACUGCAGAGAGUGGGUACGUACCUGCUUAGCUUGCCAGCGCUCUAAAAUUACACGUCACGUUUAUUCGCCCAUCGCUGCCUUCAAAGUACCACGAGCUAGGUUCACAUUUGUCCAUAUAGACUUAAUCGGUCCAUUACCGGUUUCACACGGCAAUAAAUAUUGUCUUACAGCCAUCGAUAGAUUUACGCGAUGGCCUGAGGCAAUACCUUUGCCAGACAUAAAUGCCGAAACUGUUGCAAAAGCACUAAUUAGCGGAUGGAUAUCGCGGUUCGGCUGCCCAACGGACAUUAUUUCUGACCGUGGCAGUCAGUUUUAAUCGGAGCUGUUCAAAAAUUUGUCACAACUGUCCGGAUUUCAACACCGACGGACCACUGCUUAUCAUCCCCAAAGCAAUGGACUCGUGGAACGAUUCCACAGACAGCUUAAAGCUGCUAUUAUAUGUCAUGCCAACGACAGUUGGGUUGAAUCGCUUCCACUUGUUUUGCUAGGGAUCCGUAGUGCAGUUAAAGACGACCUCCGAGCAUCAUCUGCGGAACUUUUAUAUGGAGAAGCACUACGUUUACCAGGAGAAUUUUUUAACCCGGAAGUAAGCGAUACCGUCAACGUAACAGAGUACAUGGCACGACUUCGGAAGUUUGUUAAAGACCUACGACCCACACCAGCCUCUCGUCACGGCGGUAAGCGUACAUUUGUCUUCAAAGACUUAGCAACAGCAUCCCAUAUAUUUUUGAGGGAUGAUACAUUGGGAGGUUCGCUUAAACAAGCAUAUUCUGGACCUCAUGAAGUCUUACAGCGUGGUGACAAAGUGUUUAGAAUAAUCUUAAACGGUAAAAACGUCGCAGUAUCUAUCGACCGCAUCAAGCCGGCCUACAUACUGCACGAUUCAGAUACCACACAUACACCAUCACCCACACAUACAUACACUCACACAGAUUCACCUGAUACUACAGACCCAGUUGUCCUCGAUGCCGAUGAAGGUGUCAUCAGGAGAACUAGAUCAGGGCGUAGAGUGAAGUUUCCGCAAUAUUAUCGCCCGUAACCCGGUCUCUGGAGGGGGGUGAUGUAGUGUAACUA